This is a messenger RNA of Zingiber officinale, 478 nucleotides long. RefSeq lists its product as uncharacterized. Bases 107 to 415 code for a protein of 102 amino acids. The record is from RefSeq and is a predicted model, not a curated record. NCBI's taxonomy places the organism in Eukaryota, Viridiplantae, Streptophyta, Magnoliopsida, Zingiberales, Zingiberaceae. The transcript has a single exon.
CUUCCGUUGACUUGUUUGCUAUUCAGAAUUCUGCAGAACAAUUCCGAUCGUCCUUCCGUUUUCAUUAUAUAAUUCCAAAUCCUGGAGAAAGGAUCAGCGGUGAGAAAUGGCGACGCUGCAGAGAUCAGCAACGACGUUCCGGAGAUCAGGGUCGUCGGGGUUGGUUUGGAACGAGAGGUUCUUCUCUGGAGAAUUGGCAAAGCGGCCGGCAGCGGAGCUCAGCGAACCGCUGAGACACAAACAAGCCAUGGGGCCGGCGAGGGGAGUCACCGGAGGCAUCGCCCCCAUAAGAACCAAGGGGCCGCCGACUAUAGCUGCCGCCGAGCCGCCAUCUCCCAAGGUACCUGCCUGCCUCUGCUGCGGAUUCAGCACAGGGAAGCAUAGCACGGGCAAGCGAGCCAAGAGGAGAACAUAAGUAAACAGGGAAUUGAAAUGUAACACGAUCAAAUUAUAUGAAUUAUUUUUCUGCUGUUCCAUA